This is a messenger RNA of Talaromyces proteolyticus, 14876 nucleotides long. Its product is annotated as putative midasin. The transcript has a single exon. The record is from RefSeq and is a predicted model, not a curated record. Lineage: Eukaryota; Fungi; Ascomycota; Eurotiomycetes; Eurotiales; Trichocomaceae. Gene Ontology annotation, cellular component: nucleus; preribosome, large subunit precursor. The coding region runs from base 55 to 14739 and encodes 4894 amino acids. Gene Ontology annotation, biological process: rRNA processing; ribosomal large subunit assembly. Gene Ontology annotation, molecular function: ATP binding; ATP hydrolysis activity.
GCCAUUUUCCCUUUCAAUCACGCCGAGGGCUUCUUUGCCGGGAUAGGUACUAUCAUGGAUGCCAGACCUAUCUACGAGCAGAAGCUCUCAGAGUCGGAAGCUCUGCGCCAGCUUCCCAGCGAACUCGCCGAGCGAAUUCGCAAUGCAUCUGGAGCUCAGUAUCUUGAUGCGAUUGCACUGGCGGCACUACACCCGGGGAGCAUCGAGUGGAUUUUUGCAUCCUAUGAGCCUUUAAUCGUGGAUCUGGCUUCGAGAUGGUUGGAUCUGGACUUUCAGAUCUAUUAUGCGCGCAUUAUUUCCACAUUUUCCAGAAUCCUGCCCUUUGCGCCUUACCUUCGAUCGUUCGCGACGAAUUAUGUUCUCGCACAACCCGGGCCUCUGGCAAGCCACCGAGAGUUAAAGUUGCUCGAAAUAGACGACAAUUCCUUACAAAACCUUCUCCUUUCCAUGCAUAGACUGCUAUCCUUCGAUUUAGAGUCUUUUUCUAGCGUCCUUUCGCCGAUCCAACUUCAGUCACUUUUCCAACAUCCCGAUAAAUGCGUGCGGUACCUAGCCAUCCGAUGUUUUUGCACCUAUAUGCAUGCUGCAGAUGCCGCGACACAAAACAUGCUAGAUUAUCAUGUUGGUUCGGAGCCUGUCUACGGCCCAUGGGAAGGCAUCACAAUCGACUAUAGAGUUCUUGGUCUGUGGGAAGAGCGGCGCUGGCAAUACCUCAACUCCUGUCUACGCGAGGAGCGAAAGACAUUAUUGAAUGGAGGGAUGGAUUUUCUAGAGAUGGUUAAAACCCAUGUAACGUCUCGUGUUGCCAAUAUUGGAGGAGUUCUCGUUCCCAGGGUGCGGUGGGACAAGCCUGUUGCUGAAUCCAGCCUCGUCCAUACUGCGACAGUUCAGGUCAAUCUAAGGAACAUAGGAUCGUCGCUUCUUGAUAAUAGACCCCUCCUUCUCAUCGGCUUACCUAAUUCGGGAAAAACUUGUUUGGUUAAUGAUAUCUCGAGGACGAUGGGCCAGGGAGCUUCUAUGGUGACGCUUCAUCUCAACGAACAGACGGAUGCGAAAAGCUUGCUGGGGAUGUAUGCCACAUCGUCAAUGACCGGAGCCUUUGCUUGGCAACCUGGUGUAUUGACCAAGGCUGCAAAGGAAGGCCGUUGGGUUCUCAUCGAAGACCUUGAUCGAGCCCCGUCAGAAGUUAUAGGGCUUAUACUACCGAUUAUAGAAAGAGGAGAGCUUAUCAUACCAAGUCGAAAAGAAAGAAUUAAGUGUGCGGAUGGGUUUAGAAUUAUUGCUACGAUGAAGUCUUCUCUGAAUAACAAAGGGGAAGAGGUUGCCCCCAGCCACGGUCUCCUAGGUAUCAGGCUAUGGAGAAAGAUAAAUAUCCAAUCUUUGCCCCUGGAAGAAAUUCGCGAAGUUAUUGCUAAUAAGUUCCCGUUGCUUUCACCAAGAGUCGGGACCCUCAUGGAUAUCUAUGACAGACUUUGUUCAGCCUUUCACAGCAAUCUGGCGGUGAGGAGUUCCCAAGGGAGGACACCAGGGCUUCGAGAUUUGAUUAAGUUGUGUGAUCGAUUGCAUCGUCGACUUGGCCGUUUGGGUGCAAAGACUGGAAAUGAAGAGACCCCAGAGAGCUUUCAAGACGAGAUGUUUCUUGAUGCGGUAGACGUUUUCAUUCGGUUCCUGCCGGAUCGAGAUCUCGGACACAAAUUAUCACAUCAUAUUGCUGAAAUACUCCAGCUAUCACCUCAAAGAGCCCAUUUUUGCCUUCAAGAGCGCACCCCUCCGUUCGCACAGCGUGACACCAACUUUUCGGUGGGUAGAGAAAUCUGUACUAGGAUGAAAGUGACAAAGACUUCCAAGUCCAAAUAUAUGCAAGCAUCGUCUCGCUUUGCGCCGACACGCGCGGCUUUAAAAACUAUGGAACAGAUUGCAGGCGCUAUUCAGCUAGCGGAGCCAGUUUUGCUUGUUGGAGAGACUGGGAUCGGUAAAACGGCAGUCAUCCAGCAGCUGGCAAACUUGAUGUGUCAGAAACUCACAGUAGUCAACCUCUCACAGCAGAGUGAAAGCACCGAUUUGUUGGGAGGCUUUAGGCCUGUCAAUCUUCGUUCAGUGGCCGUUCCCCUUCUAGACGAAUUCAACGAAUUAUUUGAGCAGACUUUCUCAGCAAGGAAAAACCAAAAAUUCCUUGCAUCAGUGACAAAAAGCUUGACUGCAAGCAAUUGGCCACGUCUUGUGAAUCUUUGGCACGAAUCUGUUCGAAUGGCGGAAAAUGUUUUUCGUUCCCCCGCAGAUUCUAAACAGACUGAGCAGGCCAAUGAAGAGCAACCAUCAAAGAAAAGGAAACUCGAUUCUCCUAAAUACAUUGCGCUUAAGGAAAAGUGGAAUCUCUUUAACGCCCAAUUGAACGACUUUGAAGCCCAGGCGGCCAGAAGUGAUUCAAAAUUUGCAUUCGCUUUCGUUCAGGGUAAGAUAGUUCGCGCUUUACGGAAUGGCGAGUGGGUUUUACUAGAUGAGAUCAACCUGGCUACCCCUGACAUUCUUGAGAAUAUUGCUGGGCUAUUACACCACGGCGACGAAGGGCUGCCGUCUGUUCUACUUUCGGAAGCCGGGGAUGUUGAAAGAGUCUAUGGUCAUCCCAACUUCCGAAUAUUUGGUGCUAUGAACCCCGCCACAGAUGCAGGAAAAAGAGACCUUGCCCCCGGGCUGCGGUCCAGGUUCACUGAGAUUUACGUUCAUUCACCCGAUGUUGACCUUGAUGACCUCCUUGGUUUGAUACAGACAUAUCUCGGCGAUUUGACUCAAAGUGAUUUGCGUUUGGCCUCAGACAUCGCUAGUCUCUAUCUCGAGACUAAGAAACUGAGUGCUGAAAACAGAUUAACUGAUGGCGCUGGACAGAAGCCACAUUUCAGUAUCCGGACACUUGUACGAACAUUAGUUUACAUUGUCGACCACGUCCAUAUAUACGGCAUCCGAAGAGCAGCAUACGAAGGCUUCUGCAUGAGUUUCCUAACACUCCUCAGCCAAGCUUCAGAAAAAUUGGUACUCCCAUUCAUUGAAAAAUACAUAUUCGGCUCUGCCAAAUACGCAAAAUCAAUCCUUGGUCAGGUGCCCAGACCCCCAAGUGAUGGCAACGAAUAUGUGCAAUUCAAACAUUACUGGAUGAGAAAAGGCCCAUUAGCUGCAGAGAAACAGCCUCACUAUAUCAUCACACCUUUCAUUGAAAAGAACCUCAAAAAUCUACUCCGUGCUAGCUCUACACGUCGAUUCCCUAUUCUGUUACAAGGGCCUACGUCGUCGGGAAAGACGAGCAUGGUUGAGUAUCUAGCUAAAGUCUCAGGGAAUAAAUUCGUGCGUAUUAACAACCAUGAGCAUACGGAUUUACAGGAGUACCUUGGAUCAUAUGUAUCAACCGACGACGGCUCUCUAAGAUAUCAAGAAGGCGUUCUUGUGGAAGCAUUAAGAAAUGGAUGUUGGAUUGUUCUAGACGAGCUCAAUUUAGCCCCAUCAGAUGUCCUGGAAGCUCUCAACCGACUGUUGGAUGAUAACAGAGAACUCUUCCUCCCAGAGACCCAGGAAGUUAUCCACCCGCACCCGAACUUUAUGCUCUUUGCUACUCAAAAUCCAGCUGGUCUUUACGGGGGCCGAAAGGUUCUUUCAAGGGCCUUCCGGAAUCGAUUUUUGGAGUUACAUUUCGAUGAUAUUCCUGAAGAUGAAUUAGAAUUCAUUCUCAAAGAACGAACACAGAUAGCGCCUUCGUUCUGUUCAAGGAUAGUGACUGUUUAUAAGAAGCUUUCUGUUCUGAGACAAUCUACUCGACUUUUCGAACAAAAGAACAGUUUUGCCACGCUCCGUGAUCUGUUCAGAUGGGCUCUUCGCCAGGCAGAUGACCGUGAGACUUUGGCUAUCAAUGGUUUUAUGCUUCUCGCGGAGAGAGUGCGGAAUUCACAAGAACGAGCCGCUGUUAAGAAAGUGAUAGAAGAAGUCAUGAAGGUAAAAAUUGACGAGGACGCAAUAUACAGUUCCUCAGAACUUGAGAGACUGUCCCACGGCCAACAAGCGCUCUGUAAAGGGGUUGUCUGGACGAAAGCCAUGAGAAGAGUCUUUGUUCUAGUCUCACAAGCGUUGCAGAAUAACGAGCCUGUUCUGCUAGUCGGUGAAACUGGUUGUGGAAAAACCCAAAUUUGUCAAGCUGUCUCCGAGAUCCACGGCAAAGAACUUCUGAUUGUCAAUGCGCAUGUCAACCUCGAGACUGGAGAUCUAAUUGGUGCACAACGACCACUGCGAAACCGUUCUGCUGUAGAACAGCAAUUACUAGAUGAUCUACAGGCAGCUCUGCCAAUGAAAAGAAAUAAUGACGGAACGAAUCUGGAGAACCUCAAAGUUUUGUUCUCCCAACUCACUACUGAGCAGUUGCAGGCAAUAAACCCUGAGACCUUACAGCGUAUCAAGACAAAUAUCACAAGGUCGCAGGCGUUAUUCGAGUGGUCUGACGGGAGCCUUGUCACGGCUAUGAAGACAGGCCAAUAUUUUCUUCUUGAUGAAGUCUCUCUCGCCGACGACUCUGUCCUCGAAAGACUCAACAGUGUUCUCGAGCCUCACAGAUCUCUUCUGCUCGCAGAGAAAGGACCUAUUGAUUCUUUGGUUGUGGCACAGAAUGGAUAUCAAUUCUUAUCCACAAUGAACCCAGGCGGUGACUAUGGAAAAAGAGAACUUUCUGCCGCCCUCAGAAAUCGUAUGACAGAAAUAUGGGUUCCACAACUCUCCGAUGAAGAGGACAUAUUACCAAUUUUGAGGAGUAAACUUCAAUUCGUGGAUGAAAACGACGCAAAACCAAUGCUGGAAUUUGCGAAAUGGUUUAAACAAGUCUUCCAUGGAUCGAAUUCUUCGUCACUGUCUAUUCGAGAUCUUCUCGCUUGGGUCGAGUUCAUCAACAAGUGUCCUCCCGCCAACCCUAACUUUGCGAUUGUCCAGGGUGCUGCCAUGGUUUACAUCGACACUCUAGGUGCAAACCCUUCUGCAAUGCUGUCUAUGUCCUUGGAUAGCCUCGUGGAAAAUCGAAAGCUAUGUCUUCAAAAGCUUACCGAGCUUUUCAACGCCGACGCUGCUGAAAUCUACGGUGAAGCGGCUACGGUAUCAGUAGACAAUGGUUACCUCUCCAUAGGCGCUUUCAAGUUACCAAUGUCUGCAAAUUCAUCACCAGAUCCGCAUUUCGUCAUGGACGCCCCUACUACCAUUGCCAACUCCGUUCGUAUAGCACGUGGUCUACAGUCGUCAAAGCCGAUUCUACUCGAGGGCAGUCCUGGUGUUGGAAAGACAACAUUGGUAGAAUCUCUUGCCCGUGCGUUAGGAAAGCCGUUUACUCGGAUCAACUUGUCUGAACAAACGGAUCUUACGGAUCUUUUCGGCUCCGAUGUCCCCGUUGAAGGAGGAGGCAUUGGCCAAUUUGCCUGGCGAGAUGCUCCUUUCUUACAAGCAAUGCAACGUGGGCAUUGGGUUCUCCUUGACGAGAUGAACCUUGCGUCUCAAUCGGUACUAGAAGGCUUGAACUCGUGCCUUGACCACCGCCAACAAGUCUAUGUGGCCGAAUUAGACCAGACAUUCAAGAGGCACACUGAUUUUGUGCUAUUUGCUGCUCAAAACCCACAUCAUCAAGGAGGUGGUCGGAAAGGUCUUCCGGCAUCGUUCGUCAAUCGUUUCACGGUCGUCUAUGCGGACAGUUUUAGCGAUACGGAUCUCAAACGCAUUUGCUCGAAAUUAUUCCCCAAAACUCCUGCUGAAGAUACAGACAAAAUAGUGGAUUUCAUGUCUCGAUUGAAUACGGCAAUUGUGCGUGACCGGAGGAUUGGCAAUAUCGGAGGUCCAUGGGAGCUUAACCUUAGAGACAUAACGCGGUGGCUCCAAUUAACCAACAAUGCCGAUAUCCAGGUUCCCUGCGGUUACUUCUUGGAGAAUAUCAUUUGUCAAAGAUUUCGCACAGAGGAAGAUCGUCGUACAAUCUAUGAAUUGUUCAAUGAGUCAUUCGAUGGACCACCCCCAGCGAAGUCCUAUUACCACGACAUGGCGCUGGAUUAUUUUCAAGUCGGUCUUGGAAUAAUGCAAAGGGAUAACACCAAGCGGAGCAUGAUUAAUGCCAACAUCCAAAUUCUUCCAUUCGAUCUCGAAGUUCUGGAGUCGUUGAUAUUCUGUGUACAGCAAGCCUGGCCGAGUAUUCUAGUUGGUCCUUCAGGUUCUGGUAAAACGGCCACUCUACGCAAAUUGGCCGCUAUACGAGGUGCCAAAUUAGUAGAGCUGGCUUUGAGCCCGGAUACAGAUACAAUGGACUUGAUUGGUGGCUUUGAACAGAUCGACUACCGCCGUCAAACUCAGGCUCUCGCAAAAGAUUUUGCAGCUUUUCUACAUGAACAGAUCGUCUCUAUAUUUACCUCUGGAAUCGGCACGGAAGAGACACACGCGUUGCUGGAUAUGUACGAGAUGUGCAGGAGGCCUGGAGUUACCAUAGACAAGUUAUCCGCAGCCAUAAAAUUGCUGCAACCGCAUUUUCACGAUGGAAAAUUUGACAGCCUUGUCAGCCAGUACAAUUAUCUGGCGCAGAUUUCAUUGAAUGCAGAUAAAGUCGGCUUUGAAUGGACUGAAGGCGCUCUCACAGAAGCUAUCCAGUAUGGAUACUGGGUCGUUCUUGACAAUGCAAAUCUCUGCAAUGCUUCAGUUCUAGAUCGCCUCAAUUCACUGAUGGAACCCAAGGGGUACCUAGUUCUCAAUGAGCAGCGCACCGAAGACGGUUCGGCUCGAGUAAUUAAGCCUCAUUCAAACUUCAGACUUUUCCUUACCAUGGAUCCUCGGAACGGAGAACUGUCCCGGGCAAUGCGAAACAGAUCUGUAGAGAUUUCAUUCUUACCACGAUCGGAAAUUGUCGAAGCCGAUAAUAUCCCGUGUUACACUCUAGAGUCAACUCUCUACCGUUUACGCCAUGUAUGGGACUCUACUAAGCAGGCUUCUUUGGUUGAUGAUCGUUCCUUGAGUGUUCGUUUAGACCACGUGAGAGCAGCGGAAAUGACAGAGUUUUACAGCUCGCUUCAAAGGCUUUUUUCAUUAAUGUCUUCUGACAGCAAGUCCGAUGGGUUUCACGCAGUUUUCGAACGAUAUGUCGCGGUGGUCAGAGAGAAUCCGCAGUGGAGACUACUAGCCGACUCAGCUUUACAGUAUGGUGUAUCUGGUCUGGAACUCGUCCAUCCGCUUGUCAACGAGCCAAAUUUAGUCCGGCUUCCAGAAUCUCUCGACCGAAUGGUUAUCAUUUCUCUAUUGCAAGACAUCAAGAAGGAUUUGCAUCAUUUACAGCGAUGUUUGAUUACUGCGAACGAGAACUCUCGGCAGCUGAAACCGUCACAGAUGACAAGACUGGAGCGUUCUUUCGCUUCGAGCAGAAUUUCAAGCUUAAUAAAAGACUCGACGCAGCCCGUGAGCUCCUUUUUGAUAGACUGUGUCCGAGCUCUUCAUGAAGUUAUCCAAAAUCUAGAUGAAAACAGCGCAAAUUCACCAUCUAUAUUCGCAUUGAGAGAAAUUUCAAGGUUCUGCUGGGAAAUAUAUUCAGCUACUCAAGCUAAGGAGCUGGAUGAGGGGGAGUUUCAAAUCUACUUGCAAACGGGACAGAAGGCCUUGAAAUCUGCUUCGGACCAAGGACCAAUUCUGUCUACUUUGUCUUCAGUCAUGUCUCCGUCCUUUUCAAGGUUUCACUCAGCAUGGAUGCUUACUACAGGUUUGAGCAUGCGCCGAAUCUGGGAUAUUUGGAGGCCUAUUACUUGCUCCAAUCCGGAACAAUUGAGUUUACUUCUCGAAGUAGAGGCGGCAACCACAGAAUUCUCAAAGGUUGCUCUAAAAACAAGUCUAAGUUUGGCACAGCUAGGAAUGAUGUGGAAAUCUCUUGUUGACGCUCAAAAUGCAAUGCUACUCCAAAACGUCGAUGGCAAAGCCCUCGUUCAAGGCUUGAGGGAAAAAGUACAAAAUCUAAGUUCAGUUACUGAAUUAUACGCCUCAUCGCAACUCCCUCAUUUCUCCAAUAUUUUCGAGACUAUUUGCGAGUACCAUGAUUUACCGACAAUAUGGAGUAAGACUCCAAUCAGCACUCAUACUCAUUUGAAUGAGACUUUACCACUACUCGCCGGGCGGUCCGCACACAGUAUAGUGUCAUCGAAUAACAAGUCGUCAAUCCCCGAUAUUUUGCACAAAUUAGCACUCUAUAAUAGCUGUGAAGGAAAGUCAGGGGCAGUUUCCCCCUGGGGCAAGACCUUUUCCAUUGACUUGCUACGGCGCUUGGACCAUGUCAAUGAAGUUUGCUUGGGGCGACUCGAGUUUCUGCAAUAUGAACAGGGUGCUUUGAUAGAGGCUUUGACAUUGAGUUCUAACGAGAUAGCUUUGGCUCAGGAGAAAGUUCUAUCAAUGGCAUUUACACGGGUACUCUCAGAGUUGCUAUGGCUUCAUCAAGAUUUCCUAGAAGACGAAAGCCUUGGGGUAAUUGGUAAUAUUCUGGUUUCGAUUGAGAAAACAGGUAAUUAUGAAGGACCAGUGCCAUUGCUUAAGCCAACAAUCGAUCUUCCAACCCACCACUACUUCCGACAAUUUAUUGAAGAGGCUUCGAAGUGUAUACAGGUGUUGGCCAGCAUUGGAAAAGAUCCACAAAGCGAUCUGUACAAUUUGGGAUUUGUCUCCAUUCAAAUAGCAGUGAUGUGUCUUCGACUGUUCGUCCCUGACAAACCAUAUGACCCAUCGCUUGGUCUGGUUAUUGAAAGACGACGGUACUCAGAGAAGCUCUUGCAGCUUGAGAACCAAGCCCAAGCAUUGACGGACUUUGAACUCAAGUUUUCUGGCAGGGCUAGUAAUUUGCGACGUCGCUUGAUAGAGAAAGAAUUACAAAGCCUUGGAUCGGCACCACCAGCUUCCCCUGUCACCCGUCCCGCUAAAUCGCAAUUACUGGAGUUGCAAGGCGAGUUCUCAAAUUUGUUCAACUCUGUCUUGAGCAGAGGUCCGGAGAAAUAUGGUUCCACGGAAUUUCAACAAUACGGACGUCUAUUGACAGAUAAUAUCCGUCAGAUUUGUAACCGGCUUCAUACCAACUUCAGGGCUUAUGAUGACAUAACAAUACUAGUUACCCGAUUUCUGCAGCUCUUGGAUUUAGGGACAUCUCUUUGUUCGGCUGGUUCUACCAAAGACAAGUCGAUAGACACGCCAACCCGACUAAUCAUUGAGAUGACGCCGUUCCUUAGUAACAAUGGAGAUUUAUUGCAGGAAAUACCAAGAAAACGACAAGCUACCACCAAUGCCCCUCUAGACGUUCUCCUUCAACAGUUUUCAUCUCUGGUUCUACGUCACAGCAUCGAUUCGUCGACCUUUGCUUCACAGCACUACCUCAAUGAGCUCCAGGGAAUUUUCCAGUCUGUCCACCAGCUUUGGAAGACACAACUCACUCAAGAGCAGAAGGAAACUGCUGAAAAGAAUCAAUUGUACCGAUAUAAAGGUUCAUUUGAGGAGAGUGAACAAAUUGAAGAAUCAGAACUACGCGAGUUAUUCCCUACUUAUGAAGAGAGCACAGAAGAGCCAACUAAGCAGAGUCGAUUGGAUCCUCAGACCAUUGCUUCAAAAUUGACACAGCUCCACGCAGCUAUUUUCGAAGGCGGUGACGUGCAAGUAAGGUUAAGACAAUUUAUCACAGAAUCUACUCAUAUGCUCGGCUCCUUGAAGUCUGAACGGAAACCCCAUUCAGACCCCAAAAAUCAACUUUCUGGUGUUCUUCUUGUUCUCGCAGAUGACAUGAACGGCUAUGAACAAGUCUCGUCAAGGCAUUAUAACUUCUACUCCGACGCCAACAUUAACGAGGCAAAACGUCUCGUCUCUUUAGUACUCUCUAUCCGCACCCGUUUCCUUCAGCUUCAAGCAAGCUGGCCUGAGCAUGCAGCUAUUCAUGAUGUUUUAAACUGUUGCCAGGAAAUUUUACAGUUUAAGCACAAGGAACCAAUCGCCAAAUAUAUUACCAAGUUGGAGAAACUGUAUGGAUUUGUUCAUGAGUGGCAACUAGUUGCUAGCAGGGAAUUUUCAGCUGUCACUCUGUACGAUGAGAUAACUGCUUUGAUCAUCAGCUGGAGGCGACUGGAACUGUCAACCUGGGCUAGGUUGCUGGAUAUUGAAUACGAGAAAUGUGAGCAAGCCGUUAGCUCCUGGUGGUUCGUGGCGUAUGAAGUUUUGAUUGCCGUCCCACUACAAAUCGCCGAGGCCGGAGAAGAUCUCCAGACCUAUACAAGAGAGACACUCGCAACCCUUGAGGGAUUUUUCAAAUCCACUACUCUGGGCCAAUACAGUCCCCGUCUUCGCCUAGUAGAAAUAUUCAAGUCGCUGCUGGUGUUAUUUGUUCAAAGACACCCGUCCUUGGCCUACAUUAUUUCUGGUCUGGAGAACUUCCUUUCGCAUUAUCGGAUAUUUGAACCCGUGAUAUCCAAGACCUUGGAAGAAGGAAGGAAGUCCCUCGAAAAGAAUGUUAAGGAGCAAAUCCAGCUUGCUAGUUGGAAGGACACGAACAUCACGGCUUUGCGAGAAAGUGCCCGUCGAUCACAUUACAAAUUGUUCAAGUAUGUUCGAAAGUAUAGGGAACUAUUGUCUGGAAUCACAGACCAGCUGCUGCAACAAGGAAUGCCUGAAAUUCAAGAACAACAGUUCUUUCUGAUUCAGCCGGUGUUCAAUGUCUUCCCAGCAACUUUAGCUUCUGAAGCUCUUGCUAUUUGCCAGACGCAAAAUUCAUUGUGGACGAAACGCGCACCCCGAUUCAGAGAGCCUACAAACACUGCGUCAAAUAUGUUACGUGUCUACAACAGUUCGCUCUCAGAGCUUGAUAUCUCCUUACAAUUGAGCACCUUUGUGACAGACGUCAUUGAGAGCAUCAAGGCAUUCAAAGCUGAAACCCCUGGAACUUUGACAGAAGAAAACAAGGAUGACGUCCAGCAUCUCAAAGCUCAGAAACGCCGCUUUUAUGCCGAAACUCUUCGAAAGUUGCAUUUUAUGGGCAUCAGAAGAAACGUCAGCACAAUCUUCAUUGAAGAACAAACCACUACAGCUCAGAUCCUAUCCAAUACUCCUAGUUUCCCACAUGGCAAUAUUCCUGGUGAUGAGGUGGCAAGAUGUGCAGACUCAUACUUUCAAAGACUUCUAGAUGUCCUACCACGUGUCAGAGUAGCGUCUCGUGAUUACAACGAGGAUUUGAACCCUACCGAAGUUACAAGAAGUGCAGGAUCUGCCGAAGGAUUCCUCGUACUGAUUAGGAAACAGCGAGAUGCUUUAUCUCCUGCAAUUGGGCACCUUUCAAAUCUAAAGUCAACCUUUGGUAAAAUGAAACUUCUUUGGAACCAUGGGGCUUCUCGACUUCAACCAGAGAACCCGUCUGGCCGACUGUCAAGAGAAAACGUAUUCAAACGCGUCUCGUGGUUAAUACCAAUUCUCGGUGUCGCCGUGGAGAUAGUAGAGAUUCAUGCGAAAAACUCGGGUACUGACAGCGUCGCCAAUUUCCUUCGAGGCUGGAAAGAUUCAUUCACUUACUUCAAGAGCGACAUCGAGCGUCUUCCAACGUUCCCUUCGGGUGUAUCAUCCGACGUCUUAUUUGAAACUGAGCAAAAUAUUGUCAACUCACUCCAACAACUCAGUGAUGGGCUAGCAAGAUUGAUUGACCAGCGGCCCGACCUAGCUUUUGCUCUGGAGCAGAUUGUGUCCUGGGUCAACAUCUCUUUUCCUAACCAUGAUUAUGCUGUCGAUCAUAAGCUAGCUAUCGAAGACUUGAACGAUUACUAUCUGUCUGUGGUAGACAAGGUUCUCGUGGGAUUACAAGGGCUGAAAGCUUCAUUAACCUCUUUACCACCAAACAUUGAGGAGAAGGACUGGCUUUCUCAAACUGAUUCUGCCUUGUCAAAGGCUCUCAAAGAGUUGCACCUACUGGACAUCUAUACAUCGCUGAACUCAGUUCUUGACAAAAUCCAAUAUCUCCAACCAUCUGGUUCUGGUCUUUCUCUGAUUGCUGCCAUCAUUGCAGGACUUUUGCCAAUCACAAACCAGUAUCUCAAUAUAUGCGAAGACUUGAUCAGUCGCUAUCUUUCAAUGCAUCGGGAAGUUUGCAAAAUGGCUUAUGUGCUGUCAAGGUCUUUCACGCAGAUUGCAUCAGAAGGGUUUUGUAGUCCUCAUGAAGCGUCUACUGAUCAGAGCGGGUCCGGAAAAGUUGAAAGUGGAACUGGCCUAGGCGACGGUGAAGGUGCUGAAGAUAUCAGUAAGGAUGUUCAAGAUGACGAAGACCUAUCUGACCUUGCACAACAACAAAACCCGGAACAAUCUUCAAAAGAUGACAUACAGCAAUCCGAAGAUGCCGUGAAUAUGGACCAAGAGGACCUCGAAGGUGAAUUUGAUGACAACAAAGAAAAGGGAGAUACAGACGAGAGCGAUUCAGACGAUGACGAGGCGGAAGAGGACGAAAUCGAUGAGGAGGUUGGCAGCGUUAGUGAUCUCGACCCUAAUGCCGUCGAUGAGAAGAUGUGGGAUGGAGAUCAUGAUCAGCAACAGAAAGAAACCGAGAAUGAAGAAGGGAAGGGCGUUUCUGAGUCUGACGAACAGGCCGCUUCAAAAGAGAAAAAGGAAACCAAAGAACAACAAGACAGUGAUGAACAGGGUAGUGGUGAAGAGAAUGAAGAGGAGGAAGUACCUGAAAACGAAGGAGAGGAAGUUGGCAAAGAGGAGCUAGAUGUGACUGAUCCACAUGCUAAAGAAGAACAGGCCCUCGACCUUCCGGAAGAAAUGCAACUUGAUGGUGAUGAAAAUGAAGGGGUGGACCAAGAUAUGGAUGAGGAUGAUGGAAUGGACGAAUUAUCUGAUUUUGAACCAGAUAUGAACGAAGACAAAGCCGAGGAAGGUCCCGAAGAACCAAUGGAGGAUGAAACUACUCCACAGCCAGGUGAUGCUGAUACGCAGGGAGAUGAGAACGAACUUGAAGAAGGGGAAGACAAUGAAGAAGCUGAUAAAGCUGGUGGAGAACAGACGGCCGAAGAGGAACAGGAACAGGAGGAUAAUAUGCGUUCUCAGGUGGACGAUGCUACCGCAGCCGAUGAUAAUGCUACAGAAAGUGAAGCAUUCUCUAGUGGAGUUGGAUUAGAGAAUGAGACCAAAGAUGAGAAGGGUGCCUCAGGAAAUACACAGCAAGAAGGCGGGUCUGAAGAAGCCGGUGCUGAGGAGCUUCCCAAUGGAACAGCAGAGGACGGAGAAAAUCGAAAACAAGCCGAUAAUAGCUCCGGAGGGACUGGCGAAGAUGCACAAGAUGAUCCUCAAGCUCAAGCGUUCAAAAAACUUGGGGAUGUGCUCGAACAAUGGCAUCGUCGUCAGAAAGAGAUAAUGAAUUCCUCCAAAGACAAUGAAUCCCAAACACUUCCUCCAGACACCGAUAUGGCAGAUGCUGAUUUUGAACACCUGGCCGAUGACCACGACGUUGCCGAUACACAAGCAUUGGGCCAAGCCAGUGAAGAACAGGCUAAGGCAUUGGACGACCAAAGAGGCGUGGAGACUGAGCCUCCUACUUCUAAUGACGACAUCUUGCCAGAUGUAGCUGACGAUGACAAAGACGUCAAAGCAAACGAAGAUUCUCUCGCCGAGGCAGCAAUGGAUCUUGAUGCAGUGGACAAGAAUGCUGCGCCAGGUGCCAAUGCAGCAAAGAACAAUACAUUUGUUGGCGAACCGUCCAGUGUUCAAGAUGGUGAGGCGCCAAUUACCGAGGAGCUAGACGAAGUUGAUAACCACCUUGCUGCCAUCCAUCUCUCAUCUACCCUUGCCCCAAAAACAUCACCUGAGGAGGCUCGUCAAUUAUGGUCACAUUAUGAAGCUAUCACCAACGAUCUUUCUCUCUCUCUCACCGAACAACUUCGCCUUAUUCUGGCUCCAACUCUCGCCACAAAACUCCGCGGUGACUUCCGCACCGGCAAACGGCUCAACAUUAAAAAGAUCAUUCCCUAUAUUGCCUCUCAAUAUAAGCGCGACAAGAUAUGGAUGCGCCGGUCUAUUCCAAGCAAACGAAAUUAUCAGAUAAUGCUCGCCGUUGAUGAUAGCAAAUCCAUGCUCGAAAGCGGAAGUGGGCAGCUCGCCUUUGAAACCCUUGCGCUUGUAGCCCGCAGUCUGAACAUGCUUGAAGCCGGUGAUUUGUGCAUAGUUGGUUUUGGAGAUGAAGAGCAUGUCCGCGUGGCCCAUGACUUCGGCAGACCUUUCUCCUCUGAAGCAGGCAUGCAAGUCUUCCAACAGUUCAGCUACCAACAAACAGGUACAAAUGUGCGGAAACUCGUCGCCGACUCAAUAGCUCUUUUCCGCGAGGCGAGAACAAAGAGAGCAGGCGGCGGGUCAAAUAACUCGACUGAUCUCUGGCAAUUGGAACUCAUCAUCUCGGAUGGUAUUUGUGAAGAUCACGACACUAUUAGACGCCUGGUCCGACAAGCACAAGAAGAGCGUAUCAUGAUUGUCUUUAUAAUUCUUGACGCCGCCAAGGGCAGCUCAAUUCUGGAUUUGACACAGGCAAGUUUCGAGCCUGAUGACUCUGCAAUUGGCACGGGAGAAAUGAAACUCAAGAUGAAGAGGUAUCUUGAAGGGUUUCCUUUCGCAUAUUAUCUUGUUGUGAGAGACGUGCGUGAGCUACCGGCCAUUCUCGCAAUGGCUCUGAAACAGUGGUUUGCAGAGGUUGUCGAUACGUCUUCAUAGAUAAUUUUUUGUCAGAGAGCAAAAGUGCAUUUUACGGUGUUAUAAAAAUGGGUUAUGAUCUACGAGACAUUUUACAGUUUGUUUAAUACUGCAUUGCAUGUAUAUAUAUCAUGAAUAUAUUCUCUAUACAAGUUUCC